CAAAAAACAGCCAUGGCCAACGACGUGACCAAAGAUCCAACACCCAAAUCUGACAUUGUGGAGGAUAUUUACUUAUGGAGGAGGAAGAAACUGGCCUUCUCUACACUCCUGGUCUCAACAUCGACAUGGAUUUUACUUAGCUUUUAUGGUUUCACUACCAUAACCAUUGUAUCUUGGAUCGGCAUCGCAGUCGUCUCUAUGAUUUUCCUCUGGGGGAGUUUACUUCGCCUUCUCAGCAAGGUCGAACCGGAACUAUCAGGAUUAGAAGUAUCGGAGGAGUUUGUAGUGGAGACAGUGAGGUCUUGUCGGAUGCUAAUGGAAGAAAUGGUUAGAUGGAUGUUUCGAGUCGGUGCUGAGAGUGAAUGGUUUGUUUUCGCGAGAACCGUUUUAGGUUUUUGGAUCUUGUCAAGAAUUGGGAACCUUCUCGAUUUCCAUACUUGUCUCUUCAUCGGUUUGGUGAUGGGGUUGACGGUUCCAAAGUUGUGGGAAGAGUACGGAGAUCAAAUACAGAAGCAUUUGGGUAGCCUUAAAGAUAAAUCGAAGGGAGCGUAUAAUACAACUCAUGAGAAGAUUUUGGAAAUGAAGAAUAAGUUACACCAUGGUACAGAAGAGAAAGUGAAAAAAUCAGAGUAGAUUUUACUUGUCUUUUACUGUAAAAUAUAUGUGUUACAAGUUACAUAUAUGUAAAUUGUAACCAAA
Messenger RNA from Arabidopsis thaliana (thale cress), 699 nucleotides. RefSeq names its product Reticulan like protein B13 (gene RTNLB13). Gene Ontology annotation, cellular component: endoplasmic reticulum membrane. Gene Ontology annotation, biological process: response to bacterium. The record is from RefSeq and is marked reviewed. The coding region runs from base 13 to 633 and encodes 206 amino acids. NCBI's taxonomy places the organism in Eukaryota, Viridiplantae, Streptophyta, Magnoliopsida, Brassicales, Brassicaceae. The transcript is spliced from 4 exons.